Leptinotarsa decemlineata (Colorado potato beetle) is the source of this 2537-nucleotide messenger RNA. Its product is annotated as glass bottom boat. Gene Ontology annotation, cellular component: extracellular region. Gene Ontology annotation, molecular function: growth factor activity; cytokine activity. The record is from RefSeq and is a predicted model, not a curated record. Lineage: Eukaryota; Metazoa; Arthropoda; Insecta; Coleoptera; Chrysomelidae.
CUGCCCACACAGCUUUUAUAACUUGGACAGAGUCUGCACGCAGUCUCUUAGUGGCUCGAGUUUCGUAAAAGUGGCGAUUCUCCAGUGUUUACAUUUUAAAUACCGCGUAGGCGUUGAUCAACUCUAAUUGAACAAGUGAAUUCACUGAAAUGCGGUGUGCGAUAGUGCUGGUGUGUCUGGUUCUGGCGAAUUCGUGGACCGCUUCCUCGACGCCGAAAUCUGGCAUUUACCUCGAUAACGGGUUUGACCAAACUGCGAUGGAAAGGCUCAUGACGGUGGAUGAGAAGAAGGAGAUGGAGUUGGAGAUUUUGAACCUCCUAGGGCUACCCCGUCGACCAAGGAAAGUGAAUAGAAAGCCUCUGAACAAGUCGGCGUUGAAAUUUCUUCUCGACAUCUACGAAUCCUUGUUGGAGGAGGAGCACGAGGGGAAAACCAGGAGGAAACGUAGUACGGAUGUUUACAUUAGCGGGGAGGAACAAAACAAGAUCGACGAAAGUGAUGUGAUAAUGACUUUUGAAAGUAGCAGUAACCAUGUACCUGGCGUUAGACACGAAAGGGGUAAACGACUUUGGUUCAACGUUUCGGAUGUUCCUGUUGCUGAAGAUAUUGUGGGAGCCGAACUGAAGAUUCAUAAAACUUCUGGAAAAUAUACUAAGAAUCCGGACUAUAAGUAUACAGUCACCAUUUACCAACUGAUUAAAACUGACGAUGGAGAAAGAGAACUAGAAUAUAUCUCUGCACAAAAUACCACUUCGGGUUUCACCGGAUGGAUAAGUCUCAACGUAACUGCCUGUCUAGCUACUUGGGUGGCUUUCCCGGAUUCCAAUAAGGGUUUUUACCUUUCAGUACAUCCUGCAGACAAGCCAGGUCAUGAGAUCCGACCUGAAGAUCUGGGCCUGGUCACCGUGAAAGGAGACGACGAAACGCAACCAUUCAUGGUGGCUUUUCUCAAAGCUGUUAACCAUGUGAAACCUAGAAUUGCUAGAGAUACCAGAACGAAGAAAGACACGUUGGAUGGCAUGAUGAGAGAUUACUCUAGAGAUGUAAAUAAACCGGCCCAAAGGAGUUGCAGAAUCGAGACUUUGUACAUCAGUUUCAAAGAUUUGAAAUGGCAGGAUUGGAUCAUCGCUCCUGACGGUUACGCUGCUUACUACUGCGUCGGAGAAUGUAAUUUUCCUCUUAACGCGCAUAUGAACGCAACCAACCACGCCAUCGUCCAGACCUUGGUCCACUUGAUGAACCCUUUGCGGACGCCGAAGCCUUGCUGUGCGCCGACUAAACUUGGCGCGAUUCCAGUUUUGUAUUUCUUAGAUGAUCAAGACCAAAACGUCACUUUGAAGAAGUAUAAAAAAAUGGUCGUUAAAACUUGCGGAUGCCAUUGAUAUGUUGUAUAUUUUGAGCUGUGUAUAUGAUGUAUAUUGUUUGAUCUGGGAGUUGGCUGUGCAGUACUACAAAGUGACUUUAGAUGGAGAUUUACUAUCCAUGCCAUUUUUUUAAUUUAGAAUUUGGCACAAGUUAAAUACUUACUUGUGCCCUUUUCUUCAAGUUUUAAUGUCAAAAGAUAUCGUAGACUGCUAUAAAUUUGUAAAUAAAUCCAUUUUGCCAUAAUUUGUUCUGUACAAUGGUUUAGGUUAUGGUGCUUUUGCAAAAAACUUUCAAGUGAGAGAUUCACCUAUGAAUAAUACCGUACUUUAAACUGCUUUCAUGAAUGACAUUCAGAUCUGUCAGUUGAUUGAUUCCCAGUUUCCUGCAUCGGCACUAUUGAGCCCUGUUAGUUUUCCAUUUCACACAUUGAUAGAAAAUAAUAGAAAAAACUAUUUACAAGAAAUCUCAACACCAAAUAGAAAAUUUUGCAGUAUGAUUAAUAUCAUUUGUUUCUCAGUUGUUUGGGCAAAAUUCCUAAAUGAAGUCAAACCAUAUAAUAGCCAAGAAUACUAGAAUACUAUAUACAAAUUCUGCGUAAAGAACUCGUGCAACUUUUACAGUUUAACAUUUUAUUUCUCCCGAGUUUUGUGAUAUACUUUUUAAUUAUGUCGUUUUUCGGGCGUCGCUUUCUACACUUUAUUUUCAACAACUUCCCAGACAAAAAUUAUGAGUGUCAUUUUAGGAAAUCAAGGUGGCAGUUUGAGGCAAAAAUCGCUAGAAUAUUAUUUUGAAAGUGAUUGUAAGAAAAAGACAAGAAAAAACAUAGUCUGCUGCUGCUUCUUUUUUUCUAAUAAAAAUGUUCAUUUAUGCUGCCUAGAGCCUACUAUAAAAGUACUGUAUAGCCAUUAUGAAAAUACAAUGAUGAAAUAAAAUUCUAUUGUAGAUAUUUUGAUACUUUGAGUAAAUCUUGACUUAUAAUCAGAUGAGAUUAUACAAUAGUCAACACCAAAGAAAUAAUUUUUUACAGGAGUAAAAGUGACCAUUGAUUUUCUUUUUAAUGUAAUCUUGUCUAGAUGUCUGUUGUACAUAAUGUCUAUAUCAAUUAACAAUGUGAUGGUUGAGGGGAUGGAUGAUUUUAUAACUUUUGUAUAAUAAAAAUUGAUAAAACUGAA